AUUCAUUCAACUUUGUGCCGCGCAGUGCGUAGUUCGUUCCCUCAGUCAGUCAGUUCCUUCGCGACGUACGAAAGAGAUCAGCCAUCAGCCUCAGCCAGCGAUCUGAUCUAACUAUUCCCAGACAAACAGAUCCAUACAGACCCACAUCGUUAAGUACGUGACUCGAGACCACAGAGUCCACCGGAUUCCAGCAACCGUCGCGUAAUUCCAGCUUCCAGCUGCCACAACCAACACACAGCAUUCCACCCGUUUGGUUUCCCCAGCAGUAGCAGUCAGCAUCGUCGUAACAUUUCCGCUCUCUCCCAUUGGGUGUUUGCCUUAAAGUGCGCCAUAAACCAAAAAGUCAACAGCAGCAGCAGCAGCAGCAGUACGGCCCACCCAAAACGCCCACAACACCAUAGGGAGAAAUCACAGAUAGAGCGGCACCAGCAGCAGCAGCAGCAGAAAAAAACGAUAGUGUCUGACGGAAGCAGCGUUGCCGCAUUUCACCAGGAAAAAACCAACCAACUGGCAACACUCACCGCAAUUAACGGUGUUAUCUGGCGAGAGAUAGCGAUUAGACGAAAGAGAGUGUACACCGAGCAAAAGCUCCAACAAACAAACACAACACACGGCAACUCCCCCACUGACAGACAGCCAGACAGACAGAGAGAGAGAGAGCGAGUGAGAACGAGCAAGUCAGUCAGUGUCAGGUCCCCCCAUUUGUUGGUUGGGCGAGAGAGCGAGUCAAAGAGAGAGAGAGAGCGUGUGAGCCCAGAGCAGAGAGUGAAGUGAGGUGAGAGAGAGAGAGCAGUGAGUACAGUGAGUACAAUACGCCGAAAAAGUCACCGAAAAGCACCCGAGGGAGAAGCCAGCCGCACAUACCGCCCGUCAAAAUGUUUGCUGUAAUGCGAAUCGACAACGAUGACUGCCGGUCGGACUUCCGUCGCAAGAUGCGUCCGAAGUGCGAGUUCAUUUGCAAGUACUGCCAGCGGCGUUUCACCAAGCCAUACAACCUGAUGAUCCACGAGCGCACCCACAAAUCGCCGGAGAUCACAUACUCGUGCGAGGUCUGCGGCAAGUACUUCAAGCAGCGUGAUAAUCUUCGCCAGCACAGAAAUCUACACAAGGACACCUGUGGGCGUGGCGGCUAUGGGAGGUAGAAGAAACCACUAAAGGAAUCGGUGGAACAUUUAUUCCUAGCAACAAUAACCGAUAGAGCUUUCGCUUAAGCCACAUUAAACACACAACAUAAUCACUCGAUCCAGCAGUAUUCGGGGAUGAUCCAACACACCCCCUAGAGGAUCCGUCAACCCAGCAGCAUAUUUCUAUACAGCAUUAUUAACCGCUAGAGCAACAAUAACCGAAACAGCAAGCCGGAAGGAAGCAACAUUUAACCGCCACCAACUUGUUGCCAGAAUCAUUCUCCAGUGGGGCUAACAUUGCCAGCGAAAGUGCAAUUAAGCUUCAGCUUCUUGUGCUUUCCAUACUAACGGUAACGAAAGCCACACACAGUGCAACAUUUAGACAUAGAAAGAAACCAUCAGCUGCAAUUAUCUUGCCUUAAAAAUUGAACAUUUACCCCCUGCCCCCUCGCUAUAUUUGUAUGAAUAAUGAAAUUAAUUAAAACUUAAUAAUAAUACUACAAAAGACACCCACACACACACAGACACAUGCCCUAAAUGAUAAGUAUUUUUAUUUUAAAAUCAAAAAUGAAAAUAAAACACGUUGAAAAUGUAUUACAUAAAAUUAAUCAUAAUAUUAAUCAUAAACCAUAAACAAAAACAUUAUCAAGUAAAUACUACGAUAUGCGAUUGUUUUGUUUAAGUUUAAAUUUUAAAAGAAUAAAAACAGAAAAUAUUUGCUAAAAAAAAUCACAAAAACAAAACAAAAAUUUAAACAAAAAAUUACCCCGAAAUUGUUUUUGUUCUUUUUUAUUUCUUUUUUUAAGUGCCCGGCAAUAAGAUUGUACAUGUUUUUCCGCUAUUUAUACCAUUUAAAUAUACCUACUAUAUAAAGCAAAUAAAAUAAUUAGAAAGUGCAGACAGUGUAAAAUUCUAGACAUUUUCUGUUUUAUUCCCCAAUAAAUCAGCUAAAAAAUAAA
This is a messenger RNA of Drosophila guanche, 2083 nucleotides long. RefSeq names its product protein drumstick (gene drm). The record is from RefSeq and is a predicted model, not a curated record. Gene Ontology annotation, biological process: embryo development; embryonic pattern specification; embryonic hindgut morphogenesis. The coding region runs from base 876 to 1142 and encodes 88 amino acids. Gene Ontology annotation, cellular component: nucleus. Gene Ontology annotation, molecular function: RNA polymerase II transcription regulatory region sequence-specific DNA binding; DNA-binding transcription factor activity, RNA polymerase II-specific. NCBI's taxonomy places the organism in Eukaryota, Metazoa, Arthropoda, Insecta, Diptera, Drosophilidae. The transcript is spliced from 3 exons.